UUUUCUUUCUCACUCUAGCCACGAAGAAUCUGGUUGGUAUAAACAGAACAUUGGACAUCACUGAUCUAGCUAGCUUGCCAGCCAGUCCUCCUCCACAUUUAAAGCUUUUUGCUUAAUCAGUACACUGCUUUCCUUUCCUUUCCUCCAUUUAUUCCUAGCUCGUAGCUUCCCUAGCUAGCUUCACAAAGACUCUUUCACAAGAAUCUAACCAAAUCUCCUCUUUCAUCUUCCCUUAACAACUUUUCUUCUGCUAUUCACUUUCCUCCUGGUUUCAUUUGAUUCUCUACCGAUCCCCACACAAAUCACAGAACCUCUCAGCUUUAUUUAUUCUCUGUGUGCUAGCAAGCUUUAUUCCUUAUUCCUUGUUGGCUACCUAGCUACUCCUAUAAUAACACUGUUGGUUUGUGCUAGUUUUGGAUCCAAAACAUACCAUAUGGGGUUCUCGAAGAAGCCUCCAGCCGUGGAUGGUGGCUUGGACUUAGAUGGUGGUAAGAGAUGGGUUAUUGCUGGGAUUCCUUUAAGAGCUCCUUUAAAGCCCAUAUCUACAAAUCCAGUGGAGAAAGAGAUCAACGAAGAUGAUGAUCAGAGUAACUGUACUACUGCUUCAACAACGCCUACCAGUGAAGAAGCAAGAAUUCCUUCUAGACUGGUGUGCCCUCCGGCUCCCAGGAAGCGAAAAGCUACUUUCAAGUGUAAUUAUACCAGUGGUGUUAGGGAGUUCUUUACCCCCCCUGACUUGGAAACCCUUUUUGUACAAAGGGCAAACUGAUCGUCAUUGAUUCAUUCCUUCCAAGUUCAAUUUGCCUCCUCCUCUUCUCAUGAUUUGCUUCUACUUUUUUCUUUUUAAUUUCCUUUGUUUGAUCCAGUUAGGCAGGCGCCGUUAGCUUUUUAGCAGGAGGAUCUUAAUUAUUGUUUGUACAGGUUUUAUAAGUAAAUAAAAUCUGGAAUAAUUCACUGA
Populus trichocarpa (black cottonwood) is the source of this 958-nucleotide messenger RNA. RefSeq names its product cyclin-dependent protein kinase inhibitor SMR6. Gene Ontology annotation, biological process: regulation of DNA endoreduplication. NCBI's taxonomy places the organism in Eukaryota, Viridiplantae, Streptophyta, Magnoliopsida, Malpighiales, Salicaceae. The record is from RefSeq and is a predicted model, not a curated record. The transcript has a single exon. Bases 434 to 769 code for a protein of 111 amino acids.